AUGAAAUUGCUCUCUCUCUCUCUCUCUCUCUCUCUCUCUCUCUCUCAACUUAAACAUGUUGAUUUUUCCACUUCAUUCUCUCUCUCUCUCUCUCUCUCUCUCUCUCUCUCUCUCUCUCUCUCCCUCCUCUCUCUCUGUUUUUUUUUUUUUUAUUUUUUCUCUCAUGAUGAAUUGUUUGACUUUUUUUCUAUCACACCUUUCUCCUUUUCUAUUUUUCAUUUGUAUUCUUUGCAUUUUCUUUUAAUUUCUAUUUUCCUUUCUUUUAAUUCUCUUGUUUGUGUCGUUCUUUCUUCAAACAUAUCAAUUUCUCCUUUGGAUUCUUUCUUUCUUUUUUUCCUUCUUAUUCUCUUGGUUAUUUGUAUUAUUUCUUUCUUUCUUUCUUUCUUUCUUUCUUUCUUUCUUUCUUUCGUUCCUUCUUUCUGUCUUUCUUGUUUAUUUGCAUUCCUUCAUUCUUAUUUUCUAUUUUAUUUCUAUCAUUCUUUCUUUCUUUCUUUCUUUCUCAAAACCUUUAAUUUCUCCACUUUCUUUCUUUCUUUCUUUCUUUCUUUCUUUCUCAAAACCUUUAAUUUCUCCACUUUCUUUCUUUCUUUCUUUCUUUCUUUCUUUCUCAAAACCUUUAAUUUCUCCACUUUCUUUCUUUCUUUCUUUCUUUCUUUCUUUCUUUCUUUCUCAAAACCUUUAAUUUCUCCACUUUCUUUCUUUCUUUCUUUCUUUCUUAAAACCUUUAAUUUCUCCACUUUCUUUCUUUCUUUCUUUCUUUCUUUCUUUCUUUCUUUUCUCAAAACCUUUAAUUUCUCCACUUUCUUUCUUUCUUUCUUUUUCUUUCUUUCUUUCAAAACCUUUAAUUUCUCCACUUUCUUUCUUUUCUUUUCUUUCUUUCUUUCUUUCUCAAAACCUUUAAUUUCUCCACUUUCUUUCUUUCUUUCUUUCUUUCUUUCUUUCUUUCUUUCUUUCUCAAAACCUUUAAUUUCUCCACUUUCUUUCUUUCUUUCUUUCUUUCUUUCUUUCUUUCUUUCUCAAAACCUUUAA
Molecule: messenger RNA, 1029 nt
Organism: Acanthosepion pharaonis
Lineage: Eukaryota; Metazoa; Mollusca; Cephalopoda; Sepiida; Sepiidae
Source: the annotation of a GenBank genome assembly